Messenger RNA from Conger conger (European conger), 3242 nucleotides. It is a transcript of the gene elac2, whose product is annotated as elaC ribonuclease Z 2. The coding region runs from base 211 to 2859 and encodes 882 amino acids. The record is from RefSeq and is a predicted model, not a curated record. Gene Ontology annotation, biological process: mitochondrial tRNA 3'-end processing. The transcript has 24 exons. Gene Ontology annotation, cellular component: mitochondrion. NCBI's taxonomy places the organism in Eukaryota, Metazoa, Chordata, Actinopteri, Anguilliformes, Congridae. Gene Ontology annotation, molecular function: 3'-tRNA processing endoribonuclease activity.
CGCAGUGUACAGCUAUACGUCAUCUCCCUGCGCCGGGAACAAAUGCACAUCUUUCGAAAUGUCACGUUGUUACCUCUAGAACGAGACAGCACACUAUCCCACGACAAAUGUAUGUACGUAUGUACGAUAUUAGAUUAAAGGUAUUAGCCAGCUAUGCAUUGUGAAAUUUAGCACGUUAUCAGGUAACUAGUGCAACACUUUAUUGCCUGAAUGUUGACUCCGAAAAGACCACCUUUCAACUUAAAGUCGAUUGCGUGGUUAUUCAGGCAUCCAGUCGUUCGUACUUUUCGGUGCGCUAUAAACGUAUGGGUUGAGAGCAUUCCCCCGCGGGCAGCUUUCCAACUUUUGCGGAAUAUGUCAUCUAAUGCUAGUGGCAACCAGGACGCGAACAUGAAGAGAUCGAAACCCCCAAAAGACACCCUUCGGCACAUAAGAAAUAGAGCACAAAGGAAUCAGGAGGAUGGGCCAGCGACUGUGCACGUACAAGUAAUUGGUGCAGGUAGCCGUGGCAACGGAGCGUCUCUCUACAUGUUCUCCGAAUUCAAUCGAUAUCUGUUCAACUGCGGCGAAGGAACUCAGCGUCUGAUGCAAGAACACAAGAUAAAGCCCGCUCGUCUGGACAACAUCUUCUUCACUAGAAUGAGCUGGGAGAAUGUUGGAGGUUUGUCGGGGAUGAUACUGACGCUUAAAGACACCGGAGUUCCCGACUGCAUUCUCUCUGGACCACCACAACUGGAGAAGUUUAUGGAUGCAAUCCAGACCUUCUCCGGAUCCCUGGACCAAAUCAAGCUAGCUGUCAGUCCGUACACCAAUGCUCCGUAUUCGGAUCAGACCGCGACAGUUACUCAAGUGCCAAUAUUCGCCCAGCUGGAGGAGAGCGCUCCCCGAGAGGCCUCCCCCGGCCCCCAGGGGGAGCCCUCCAGCCCGGCGGACGGGGCGAGCGGCUCCGCAGAUCCCCGGGAGGAGAGAGAGGGGAGCCCAGAUGGGAGACCGACCCCGACGAGAGAUCCCUCUUUGGUGGUGGCCUUUGUCUGUAAGCUCCAGCUGAAAAAGGGGAAUUUCUUGGUUCAGAAGGCCAAGGACCUGGGGCUGCCAGUGGGCCAGCCUGCCAUAGGGCCCAUCAUCGCCUCGCUGAAGUCUGGGAAGAGCGUCACCUACGAGGGGAGAGAGAUCCACCCUGAGGAGGUGUGCACUCCCACCCAUCCCGGGCUCGUCUUCAUCGUGUUGGAGUGUCCCUCCGAGGAGUUCAUCCAGCCGUUCUGCACCAAUCAAGUCCUCAGAAGGUACCAGACCGGUGGUUCCGAGGAACCUGCAGCCUUGGUGGUUCACAUCACGCCCGAGGCGCUGUUGGGGACGGACAGCUACAAGGACUGGAUGGCGAAGUUCCCGCCCGGCACGGAGCAUUUGAUUAUGAAUGAACACGUCCGCACCGUUCACAACCUGAGCAGCCGUAAACUGCAGAUUCAGCUCAACCUGAUUCACCCAGAGGUCUUCCCACAAAUCAAGAGCUGUACUGCAAAGGGAGGAAAGGCUGCUCUGCAUGUGCCCAAUGUCAGGGCGGAGUGUCUCCUGAGGUUUCAGCUCAGACCCAGGCUGGAGUGGCAAAGAGAUGGGAUCCUCUCCUGCGACACCUCGGAGUUUGUGCGAGAGGCAGAAGAGCUCCCAGGGUUCCUAAAGGCGGUGGAGGAGUGCAAGCAGAGCCUGAGGGAUUCUGAGGUCCAGUCGGAGGGAGCAGAGAAGUACCCUGAGGUGGUGUUUCUGGGCACUGGCUCCGCCCUCCCCAUGAAGAUCCGGAAUGUCAGCGGCACUCUGGUGAACAUCAGCCCCACCCAGUCUGUGCUGCUGGACUGUGGAGAAGGCACGUUUGGGCAGCUGUGUCGUCACUAUGGCAACCAGGUGGACGAGGUUCUGACCAGGCUGUGCGCGAUCUUCAUCUCUCACCUGCACGCCGACCACCACACGGGACUGCUGGCUCUGCUGCUUCAGAGGGAGAGAGCUCUGAUCAGCGAGGGGAAACCCUGCACCCCCGUUUGCUUGGUGGCCCCAGUUCUGAUCCUGACCUGGCUGCAGCUGUAUCACGAACGCUGCGAGGAGAUCCUGCACCAUGUCGACCUCAUUCCUUCUUGGUCGCUGACCGAGGGGGCGGACGUUCACAAAGACGAAUUUAAGGCUGCCAUCCAAUCACUGCUCAAGAAAUCUGACUUGGAAAAGUUGGAGACGUGCGUGGUGAGGCACUGUAAGAACGCCUUCGCCUGCAGCCUGACCCACCGCUCCGGGUGGAAGCUGGUGUUCUCCGGGGACACCAUGCCCUGCGAUGCCCUGGUGGACAUGGGAAAAAAUGCCACAUUGCUUAUUCAUGAGGCGACGCUAGAGGAUGGCAUGGCGGAAGAGGCAGUGGAGAAGAAACACAGCACCACGUCCCAGGCCAUUGGCAUCGGGAUGAAGAUGAAGGCUGACUUCAUCAUGCUGAACCACUUCAGCCAGCGCUACGCAAAGAUCCCGCUCCUCAGCCCCGACUUCAACGACAAGGUCGGCAUCGCCUUCGACCACAUGAGGGUGCGUCUGUCCAACCUGCGCGUCCUGCCCAGGCUGAGCGCGCCGCUCAAGGCGCUGUUCGCGGAGGAGAUCGAGGAGAUGAAGGAGCGCCAGGGCAAGCGGGAGCUGAAGCAGCUGAAGCAGCUGAUAAGGGUGGCCGGGCUGGGCCUGCCUCUGAACGGGGCGGGGCAGGGAGCGGGGCAGGGAGCGGGGCAGGGAGCGGGGCAGGGAGCGGCCGGCGAUGGAGCACGUGACGCGCCGCACAAACGUGAGCCCGAGGAGGACCCGGAGCCGCUGAACAGCAAGAGACUGAAAGCCAGCUGAACCUCGUUCCCCCGAACCGCUCCGCAAACAUUCACAGCUCCGUUCUGUCACGAUCUGCUCACGGAUAGGAGUUGCCCUUGUUAUCUGAUGAAUUGAUUACUUAACUGAAGACAGUGCGUGGGAUUAUUGUGUACAUUAUACACCACCAGUACAGGAUGACUUAUUUUGUGAUUGAGUUCCCACUGUAGCCUGAGACUACUAAUUUAGGUUUUCAGUAUUGACGCCUGGAGGUUGUAUUUUGAUUGUUUAAAAUGGCCGCUGAUAAAUUCUGAUGUGCUGGUUUGCUUUUAGUUAGCUUGUUAAUUGAAUAAAUAAAGCUUGAUUUUCUUCCUUCAUGAAAAUGUGUUCACAAAAACUUAUAUAAAUAAAUACUCUGACGUAAA